CUCAACUCACUUGCCGGCCUUCUUGACGCUUCCUCGCAAGUUCUGGCCCAGCAGCUUGACUAACCGGUGGCUCACAAAUGUCACACCACUGCAUCCAUACAUACACCCACGCAUCGCAUCCAGCCAUAGCGAACAGACAAAGGACAUAUGAUGCCAUUUCACCCACGUACCCGUCGGCAAAGGUACGCUCUGCCUUGCCGGCACGUUUCAGCUCACGAAGCCUGCAGACCAGACAAGACACGCACACACCCACACACACGCGCCCCGCAUGCGGGCAGACAGGCGUAUGAUGUGUGUCUUCAUUUCCACCCUCUCCCUCCCUGCCUCCCUCUCUCACGUGUCUGGGAGUAUGUAGAAUUUGAGUAGCGUCUGCUGCACACGGCCCACCCCCAGGAUGCACUGCACGCACCAGCUAUCCGCGCUAGUGCACUUGAACACAAACGAUAUCCGCCGGACUUUCUUGUAGUCGAACUUCUCACCAGGAAGCAGCCGCACCACCGUCUGCACACAGCACAGCACGAGACAGACACAGCAGGGAGGAGACACAAGUAGUACUCGCAAGCUGUGGGCAUGCAGUGAGUGCAGUGAGUGCAUUCAUUGUAUGGUCGACCUGUUUAUGCAGCGCUCGGUAAGGGAAUACGGCGAAGGGCGGCCGCACCCAUGUGAUGGUGGGGUCUUGCGUGAUGGCAACCUCGCCCUCCUGGGCCUUCUCGGCACCGCGCACAGCUAUGAACUUGAUGCUCACCUCCUCAUCCUACAUGUAUGUUGCAGUGCCACACACACGCAAAACCAAAGGCAACGGACGGACAAGACAAGAAUGCAUGGAUGGGAUGGGGAGUGGUGUAUGACAUGCCAACCGACCGCGGCUGUGUCGAGGAUGUCUCCCUCGACCAUUGUGUGUGGGUGUAUGGACAGCUGCAGCAGUUCGUGGGCGGCCGCUGUGUCCUCCUGCAGCUGAGCUUGGUACGCCGCCUCGGCUGACUGAAUCGCCACCAGACCUGCCUGUACCCGUCCAUCCAUCCAUCCAUCCAGACAGACAGGCAGACAGGGAGGGAGGGAGGGAGGGAGGGACGGAGUGAGGGAGUAACGCAAUGAUCGUGGUUGGUGGUGCGGGCUUACAUUGACUUUCUGCAUGUAGUUGUAGAACUUUCUUCUGGUCUUCAGGUCCUCCAGCAGCCACAGAGCAUACGCCUCACCCGCACCGGGAAUCUCCCUCAUGAGCUUCAGGUGUUCGAUCAUGUCACUGAUCCGCUCGGCCAGGUUGUAGUCGGGCGGCUGUCGGUUCAGCACCACCCGCCGCAUCGACUGCAGCUCCUUGGCAAACGACACGAAGUUCAGGUGGUAACUCUCCACUGCGGGCAGGUCCAGCAGCAGCCGCACAAACAGCACGCGGGGCUCGCGAGGGUCAGGGGCGACGUAGCGCAGCAGCGGGGAGACCACCACAUUGCCUUCCUGCAGGUCAGGUAAACACAUGUGGCGGUGGUUUGCAGCACACAGCACAAGGGUGUUCAUGCCUAACAUACGUGUGUGUAGGCGAGCUGCCGGGGAGCCAGCUGUUGUGGCACCGGGCAGCGAGAGACCGGGCAAAACAUCAGGUUCUUGUGCCUGAUUGAUCGACAGAGAAAAUGUUGAAUGUAUGUAGAGGCAUGUGUGUGUGUGGGUGGAUAGGGUAUGCUUUCGUUUGUCUGUACUCGAGGAGGAAUCUGCUGUGUAUCUGGAAGUUGUAUGCCGUGUCGUCCAUCUCAAUCCGCUGCAGGAGCUCAGCCGAGAAGGGCGGCUCCCGGCCGUCGGCUAUCUCCCUCACCAGCUGGUAGACCCUGUCGUAUGCCGCGAUGGCCACUUGGUCCUCAUACAGAGCCAGCAGAUUGACAAUCCCCGCCAGCAGUGCAGGCUCCAUGGUGACGAAAUGGCGCUUCAGGUCGUAAUGCGACAAAUAAAUGCCCACAGUGAGCUGCAGGAGAGAGAUCCCACACAACACACACAGAGAGAGAUAAGUGCUUGCGUGCGUGUGGUUGGCUUUUUGCCUACGGGUCACCCACAUCGACGUCGAGAGUGUCUUCCAUCGAGCAGAAGUCGUCAACAAAGGUCAGCAGCGGGUCGAUGAUAACGGUGGUCGCCUGCGCAAUGUAGGGCGCCAGCACCGCCACCUUGUAAUCCUUCAUGACGAACAUCUCCAUGAAAGUGGAGACCUCCUCCAGGCUGCCAGCCACCCUGCCCAGACGCACUUGCAGCGCUUCCACGAAAUGGGGGUAGCCGCAAGAAGCUGAUUAAUGGCAGACCAACGUCCAUCGUCCAUCAAUUCACCGUCUUAAUAUGUGUCUGUCGGCGUCUCACUCACCGAGGAGCUGGUCGCGGUCGGCUUUCAGGAGAGGGUUCCACAUGCACUGAGAAAAGAGACACACGGCUCAGUAAAUGAAAAGGAGAGGGAGGGUGCCGCCAUACGAAGAAGAGGACACUGAGGAUGGGCAGUGCCAUGGCCAGCUUCUGCUCGGAAUCACUCGCUGCACCCUGCGGUUCAUACAGACGGCACGGACAUGACUCGAUGUGAUGUGCAUACACUGCACUGCUUACCCCCUGAGUGGCUACCAUGGGAACCUUCUCCCACUUGCGCACCACCAGCCCGUGCAUCAGUGCCACGAGACCUCUCUGGCCCGCAGAGCUUUUCCACCCCCAACAUGCAGCCGCGGCGCUCUGCAGGAAGGCCUUGGGCAUGUGUUGCAUGAAGUACUGCAGCUCGGCGUAGUAGCGCUGGGCCGUCGCGGCCAUGUCUUGCGCCAGAGGGGCUGACAGCAGAAGAGACGGUGGGAGAGACACCAACGACAGGGAAGGUCCUGUGUGUGUAUUGGCUUGCCUUCGUAUUUGGUGGGAUUGAUGCGGAAGGGCUCUGUACACUCCUGGGACAGAACCGCCGCCAGGGAGCUUCACACAAAGCCAGCCUCAAUGAGCAGCAGCUGGAUGUGUGCGGCGUGCGUGCAUUUUCUAUCGUGCGUACUUUGGGUUGAAUACGUUGACGAUGUGUUCGAUUAGCGGGGGAAUGUUUGCGGGGUGGGUGUUGUACCACGUGAACAAAUCCAUAAAGAGGGAAUACUCUGAACCAACAUCGAUCGUCGAUCGACGAGAGAGCCAAUGCAUCCAUCUGUGGCCAACGUGUCUUCACCUGACACAAAAAGAAAGUCCAGGUCGCCUGUCUCCGAUAUCUCCCGCUCGCCGAGCAGCCGCAGAAAGGCCAGGAACAGAUGGUUCACACGGGAAGUGUCCAGCUCCAAAUACAGCUGCACACCGACAAAGAGUGACAGAAGAUGCCACCCACGGUGAGCGAAUGAGUUUGUGUCGGUGCUUCGUUCGAGAGGCUCACUUUUUGUGUGAAGUUGGAGAUGAGCAUCAUGUGUUGACUGACGGCUGUCAUGUCGUUGUCUUCCUCUGGCGUCAGUGUCUGCACCAGACGCGUCAGAUAGAGAGGCUGCUGCUGCAGUGCGAACAGCAGCUCCAAACAAAUGCACACAGACAGAGACAU
Molecule: messenger RNA, 3514 nt
Organism: Vitrella brassicaformis
Lineage: Eukaryota; Vitrellaceae
Source: the annotation of a GenBank genome assembly